Molecule: messenger RNA, 15736 nt
Organism: Amoebophrya sp. A25
Lineage: Eukaryota; Dinophyceae; Syndiniales; Amoebophryaceae
Source: the annotation of a GenBank genome assembly
AGCAGGAGUACCACUUCGACUAUGCUAAUGCUUUUUUCAUUUCCACUUUACAUACUACAGUAGAUUUUUCACACCUUUUAUUCUUGAGGCUUCCAAAAAUACAUGAUGAACAAGAUGUGUCUUGAUUGAUCGAUGUUAUUGCUUGUAGUUUUCUCAUUCGGUCUGUAUUUUCCUUCCACCAUUAAACAUCAAUUAAGUCUUUUCUUAUGGUUUCGUCGGAGAUAAAAUUGUGAACUCAAUGAGGAAGACUUUUGGACUCAUUCCUGUUCCUCCUUACUCAUCUUCAAACAUUUCUCAUUUUACAUUGAAAUAGAAGAAAAAAUGUUCUUCAACUCAUCACCCUUUGGCGGCGAUCAUGGAGCAGGUGAUUCCAGCGAGCCGAUUGUGCAAAUUUCCGAGGUUCUAGCCUGUGGUGAGGACAUUGCUCGACGACUGUAUCAUGAGUAUCUCUCGGUUGAGGUCGCGUGUGAGAAGUAUCUGGCCAACCCUGGUCGAUUUGAGCGGAUGCAGGCAACUGCAGCAGGGAGGAAUGGUGGAACGACAGGGUCUUCGUCUGGCAGGGCUUUGCCAUCAGCUGCGCCAGUCGAACGUGCCAAUAGAAGACAGCACAUGGCUGGCCAUACAUCGAAUGGCGCUGCGCGAAAUGAUAACAAGACGUCGCUAGGAGGGCAUCGAGGAGACCAUGGUGCGGAUCAGUUGAAACAGCAUGCGACUGAGCUCAGUCAGAAGAUUGUUGCGCUUCUGAAAAACCAAGAAGGUGCUGCAACUACCUUAAGCACGUCCUCUUCCUCGUCUGCUGCUGGCGGGCAACCAAAAGGAGCAGCAGACGUGGAGGCGCAGGUCCGUGAAUUGCUGCUGUCCACCGCAGCUGUAAGCUCAGUCUUGAGCGCAGCAGGCGCUGCAAAUGGGGACGAGCCGCGAACGGUAGAGGAACUCUUUGGAAAGCAUCCGAACCGGCGUCACAUGGGUUGCGUUCAAUGCAAGAGGUUCCUCGGAGCCAAAGAAGGAUAUUAUUUUGGAACGAAAGCCUACGACAUCCCAAGCUUUCCACGGAUUGAUGGGAGUGGUAGAGCUGUGACUGCCGAAAACAAGCAAACUGUUACGCUCACCGGCUACCAUCGGGACAUGAAGCCGCUUAUGCGCGGAGUCAGGAGUAGAAGAAGAGCUGCGCUAAAUAACCGCUAUCGCAUAGCGCAAGCGCCCUCCGUUGAAAACGACUAUGGAAGACAUUCAACGUCCGUCGCGCCACGCAUGUCGCAAAUGGGAUGGCGCUGGGAUGACAACGACGCUGCCGCUCAUAUUAUCCACCAACAAGUCCAGCACCAGUGUUCAUUAUCAACCUCGACUACAGUAAAUGGAAGCCGUGAAGAAAAUGACUCACGAAACAGUGGCCAUCGCCUCGGUUAUGACUUGCAGGAUGUUGACGAGAUUAGUGAAAGCAUGGACGAACAUGAACGCGACGAGGACGCGGGUGAAACACUCGACAUGCGCCUAAACGAGCUCAUGAAGACCCCUCAGCUUAUGCACGAUCAUAGAGGCCGCGCCGCCUACCUGCGGACAGCAGCUCCAACUCUUUUGAGCCUAGCCGAUUUAGACCCGGAAUUACCAAGGCGCGAAGGCUCUAAGCAAGAUCACGCUACUAAGUCUUCUACUUCAUCUACUAAAAAAGUAAAUACUAGUACGACAACUACGUCAACAGCGUGCUUCACGAAUAAUGAUUUGGUCGAUGCCAUCCCGCUCCUUCAAGUCGUUCGACGCAUUUUUUGGCUGUCUGGACAUUCGAAUGAAUUCCGAGAGGGAAUGCAAAAAUGGGUGCGAGCGAUCACUCCUGACACUGCUUCGGAUAGUGCUCGGAAGCCUGCGGAUCAGCCGGACAAUGAACCUUCCGCCUUGGUUUCCCCUGCUGUGGAACGUCUUGUCAAUGACAAGGAGCUGCCGGAGCAGGUGGGGCAGGGUGCCGUAGAGCGUGUUGAAAAAAUUAUCAGUACUAUUGCACAAGAUAGACCCUCGAACACUUUGGACACUUUUCACGAGGUGAUGCGCGUGAUCUUGCCAGCUUUGUUGGGAGACGGGGAAAAUAGAUCGGGUAGCGCGCCACAAGACGGCGCUGCUGGUCGGGACCCCGGCAACAUCUCCAACUCUGCGUCUACGGGGGGAGAUAUUUUUCCCUCAAUGAUGGACGUGGAUUCGGAUCGUCAGCCGGGCGCGUCAUCUCUUCCCCUAAGCGGGCCUCAUGUUAGUGAAGGUGGUAACAAUCAACCCCCAGGAAGGAACACGAACAAGAACAAAGACUGGCGCUUUUUAGAUUUGCCGCCUGAAAUCUGGCGGACAUUGCUACAUGAAGAGAAGCCCUGGUGUCGCACCGAAGCAAUGUCUAGAAUGACUGCUGACCCUUUCAUCGUUCGCACUCAUUGUGCGGGCGGCGACAAAUCUUCUGCGCAAGAAUCAUUGAGGGUGUCGGAAAGUGUGAGUGCGAGUGUCCUGCAGUGGCGAUAUGGAAAUGAUAGUAGUAGCUCUGUUGAACAAAACGUCGAACAGCUUCCGGCUCGCGAGGACUACGAGAUGACGGGCCUUGACACAUCCGAGGCUUCUGCUGGGAAAAAGAAAAUGGUGAUGAAGAAGGAUGCAGUCUCCAGCUCUACUGCCAGCAAAGCUAUGAAGACGGCGCCAAAGAGUAAAGCGCGCGCGAAAGGUGCUGCGGCGAAAUCCGUGCAAACGAGGAAGGUGAGCAAUAAGCGAAAAGCGAUUGGAGUGAGCGAACACGACGCUGAGGCGGAAAAGGCUGGAGAAGGUCGUGACGAACUUCUAGACGACGAAGAGCCCCCUUUCUCGAGCAAAAUCGACGGCCCGAAGUUACCAGCGAGCAACGGCAAGAGCGUCGCGGAACUGGCUUUAAGCAAAGCAAGGGAAGCUUCUACGGGCUCAAGUGCACUAGCUACGCCGCACUUCGAGCAUGCGCAAAAUACAGGUGCUCUCCCGUUAAAGCCUCACGAUGCAACGUAUUUGGCAGCUUGUGACCUUGUAUUCUAUAGUGCGCUACCGUGUCAAUCAAAGCUCGACUACCAGCAUUUACAUUCUACGAGAAGAGGAAGAUACGUAGCACCAGGAGGGGCGGCCGAAGCUGUAUCGGAUUAUGUACCAGCAGAGCAGGCCGACCGCGCACGACUUGCAAGUCUUGGACCGCUUGGCGGUGGGAAUCUGGAAGUACGUGCCGAGAAGCUACCAGCGGAGCAAGCCCUGCAACAGCUUGUUCUGCAGUUGAACCAGAAGGCGGGGAAAUUGGCUCGAGGACCUGGAAAGUACGGCAACACCCUUCUUUUAACUCUAGAUCAUGAGAUUCGCGCAUUCUGCUCCCGAAAGCUGUUAUCAAAGGUGCGCAACAGAUUUAUCGCAAUAGCCACCGAGAAAUUGCUCGCUUUCAUGCGUACCACGCAGAAAAGUCAAGGAAUCGCUGCCGCGUUCACUGCACAGGCGAACAAAUUACGACGAUCUUCCAGUACGAAGAAGAAUAAUUUCAAAAAUUUUGCUAGUGAAGAUAAAAGUUGUUGCAGUUCUCGGCGUCCACAAGAUCAAGAACAAGAUGAUGAGGGCAAUGCUGAACAAUCUCCUGGUGGAGAGCAGCAUCAAGGUCAUGAGGAUAUGGAAAUUGAGGAAGAUAUGUCGGAGGAUGACGAGGACAGGCUCCUUUUCGAUGACGAGGAUGAGGAAGUUGAGGAACAAGGCCAAGUACGUCGUACUACUGGUCAAGCCGGUUCUUCCGCCAAAAAUUACGUGAAGCCAAUAAACAGAGCUGCAGCCACUCGGGCCGCACGCGCUUGGGACCACAGCCUUGCCAAUCGACUGGUGAGGCUUCUGCUGGCUAGUGUCGAAGAACGCGGCGACUUCGAAUCUUGGAUUUUGCAGACCGAUCUGGUGAACUCAUUGACGUUGGAGAUCUGCGUGAAACACCUCUGGGUGGCUGUUGGGGAGACACUUGCCCACGACAACGACAUGGGUCUCCCGCUCGCUUCAUCGGCUUUCGACACGCAGGAGGACGAAGCAAAAAAACUCCUCAGGGCUCUCCUGGCGGUGCUUGAAGUCUUCGCACUCCAGUUUAUUGACCUACAGGCACGUGUGAGUACAAAACUCCUAGAUAAAGAACUCCAGGACCUUGUCGCCCAGGCUCUUCCUCCGGAGUAUGAAGCUCACUUUGAGAAGGCGAUCUUGCAGAAAAAACGGCGAAGCCGCGACGAGAUGAUCGUGGCGGAGCUCUUUGGCGAGCGCACGGGCAGACCCGUAGCGAAAAGAAAGCAUGACGCCUUAGAUCUGAUGCUCGGAGGUAGGGAUUACGAGACGAUGGAGGAGGAGCUGCUGGAGGAACACGAGACCAGCCAAAUUUUCAUGGUGAGACAGCGCUUGAACCGAUCUUUUCCAGAUACGGGGAUGCUUUGGCGCAUGUUUGAUGCUUUGGGCGCCUGCGGAGAAAAUGCGAUGUACUUUGCUUUUGUUCUGUUGGGCGGCGAUCCUUCUACUUCAACUUCAACAUCGGAGCGCCCGACUGAAAAAUCUUCAUCUUUGACUGCAGCGCAGCGGGCAUACCUCUUCGUCAUGCAGCAGAGUCACCAAAUCCGCCUCUGUGAGGGCAUGGAGAUCGCCUUGCGCGAGAGCGCCAACGCAGCCAUUCCCCCAGGAGGAGAUAUGUAUCACGACGAUAUCGGCGGGAGCAAAAUCGAAUUACGCAACGCCAGUUCGGACAUUGCUAUCGACAUGACGCAACAUAUCGCAAACUUCCUAGCGGAUUUUCCAGCGUACGUGCAGGUCUCCGACGACACAGAAAGAGGAGCGACCUCACUUCAAGAUCGUGAGGCCGAUAGAGCUGAGAUCUCCUCCAAGCAGAGCCAGAGCCACCGCCACGCUGGAGUGAUUAUAAACAAACCGCUGACCCUGGUGCAGUGCCUCUUUGAUCGAUUGCGAUCCGUGAAAGUAUUACCGCCACAGGCGGCCGAUUCUCAACAUGGUAACAUCAUCGAUACGAGCUCUCAAGAAAGCAGGAGCAUCAGCAUAUUCGGUGAAGCACGCGCCACCGAACAAGACCAAAUAUCGAAUACGAAGAUGCAAACCCGAGAGCGAUCAUACGCAGAAAUAGAAGAACAAGAUCCUACUGUUGUCAUUGCCGCUCAGGAGGAAAAUCUCUUGGAGCGUCCACUCUGGUGUGCGUAUCCGGAAUCAAGCAAACCUCCUGGAGCGAACAAGGCAAAAAAGACGAGCAAAAAGCAGGAAGCUGCGUCAAGCAAGAAGGCCGCAGGCCGUGAUAAUAAAGCAUCUCCGUGUACCGGCGUGAUAACAUCGCUCGGACACGCAAGCGUCUUCCGUCCCUGCACCCCAGACCACAUUUUCGGCACUCUUCCCUUGACUAGACGCCAUGCUCUCGCGGAAUCUCAUGCUUUGACGGAAUUACGAAAGCAGCACGCAGUGGAGAAGGCUGCCAAUACGCUUCUUUCUGAGGUCCUAGAAAGUGGGGGCGCUGAGGGACAACAACAAGGAUGUGGAUCAGCUGCACAGCCCCAGUUGACGGAGACGAUAGAAAGCCAUGGGAAUGGCACCACCUUGACUAGUACGACCGUUCCUAAAGAUGAAAAAGAACUGGCUGGCACAGAUGCAGUUGUCUCUGGGAUCGUGGAGUGUCUCUUGAAACAGAAGCGGGAAGCAACGUACGGCAGCACACGACCAGAGAACGCGACAUACUUUGAGCGGAGAUUUCCAGUCGAUCUGGCACCUUUGUGCAGUAAUUUCACUGAUGCCGGAGUGUCGUUUUCGUCUAGUAGCAGUAAAAAUAGAGGCAUCGAUGAAGAGGAGUCAGUCUCAUCUGUCUACGUGACCAAGAUGGACAAACUCGCGCGCAACGAUUGCUUUCUUGUGGGGCAGGACAAGAGCGAUCAAACUGACGUUUUUAAUUAUCUCCACGCACUGCAGCUUAACGCACGAACGCAGGCAAACGCAGCUAGACACGCUGGGAACCAUUUCGGCCUGCUCCAUGGUAGUCGUGGGACAGGUCGGCUGGGAGCGUUCCAGUACAGUGACACAAUCUAUGAUCGCGACGACCCCAACCUUGAUGAUGAUAUCCAACAUGUUGAAGAUGACCCAUGGAUGACUGAUCAGGAUGCUGAUGAAGAUGACAAUUAUCGAAGUCGACACCUCGAGAGUUCAUGGCGAUUGAAUUACGGAGGGGGUUACUAUGAUGAUACACGAUAUCCUUACGCCUCGUCGAGCGAAAAUGAAUUGGACAAGAAGCCGCAGGAAAUUCGUCAAUUUGAUGAACAGCAUCUCCGAUUUUGGUCAGAUCCACAUGCAAUUUAUCUUACUGAGAGUCUCCGUACGAAGCAUUGCAACUUUGACUCGCAUUGCUCUCCCACGAUGCCUCCCCGUAUCCGUAUUCGCGGAUGCGAUUGGUACUUCAGUGAGGACAACAAAUUAGCUGCUCCUAUACAGCAACAGAUGAAGAGCGGAGGCAGGAAAACCAAGGGUGAUAACAAAAUAAAUUCUACUGGUGUGGUAGGGGUUAAUGCAGAGGCUGGUAGCUUACUCGGAGGGUCUUCCUCUAGUGCAUUCGCGAUGCGUCGCGUGCAUGAGGAACUCGGAUUCGGCUACAAUUACAAUGUCGAAAAUGGUCUGGCGGGAUAUGCAGGAGCUUAUCAUAGUGGUGGCAAGGGAGCAAGUAGUACUGGACAAAAUUCCGGGGUGCCAGCUCCUAUACUUCUGCGCAUGGUGGAGAGCCAUCGCAACGUCCUUGUUCCAAUUUUCACCGGGGAAAUGAGGAUUGCGCACGCACUGUGGCGCAUGCCCUGUAAUGCGACCAGUGAAGCAAAGGCUGAGACUUCUCAGAGCCAAAGUAAACACGCCCUUGAGCAGUUUGUUUUCAAUAUUAAGAAAACGCUGCCUAUUAAAGCUUUGACAAAUGGCGUCGACCAUAAAGACGAGCCAACUAAAAAGACUGGAAACAAGAGUCAAUCGAUGAAAGCGGAAAAGAAAAACGCAAGCGAUCUUCAAGCAACAACAUCAACAAACGGAAACCUAUCCAGUGCGGUGCAAGAGGUGGAAGACGAACAUCAUAAGGCGGGAGACGAUGGUGCGUCCUCUUCGGCUUUGUUCGGUAUUAACGGGGUUGCACUUGUUUCGGCUAAUCUGCUAGACGUUAUCUUGAAAGGUAUUGACAACUCCAGCCUGUCUCCACUGGAGCGAGGCUCGCUGACGAAUACGAUAGAGUGCCUGCCCGAGGACAUCCUAGCCGGGACACGUAGAAUGGAAACUCACAAGGACUUCAGACUGCUGCAAGAGCACCACUAUCAGCUACAGGUGAACGUACAGCUAUACCAAAUUUUUGAGCGAUUCUUCACGGGGCGCAUACGGUUUCCACCGGCCAAAUUGAGCGGCUCAGUGGCUGUGAUCAACCGCAUGCGGCCCUCAGGAUACAUAGCGAAAGUAGACGAGGUGGCACGCGGUCACCGCAAUUUACUGACAACCGGGAAGGAGAAAGGUGCCUCCUGCUCGAGGACGGGAAAAAGUGCAGCGCCAGCAGCUACUGCGGGCACUGCAGCCAUGUCAUCAAGUAGGAAUAGAAAGAAGAAGCCGGCCCCCCAGGGCAAAAAUGAUAUUUUUACUGAAGCCGACAGAGCUCGAGCAUCAUCAGAUGCAGCAGGGGGCUCUUCCGGGGACAAAAAUGUCACAAGCUUCGAAAUCAUGAACAACGAUAACGACCCCUCCGCAGCAAUGCCCCCAGGCUGGUCACAAGACCAUCCGUUGAGACCAGAGCAGCUUCGUUCCUUGUUCUGGAUGCAGCAGCGCGAGCGUGUGUCCUCCUCCUCGUCCCCGGAAUCGGGUGGUGUUGAAGCCGGCUCGGAAGCGGGAGCAGCGCUGGAAGUGAUUUACAAGCGGCAUCUGGCAGCGAAGCACGCGUGGCGUCACGAUAUUCCAAAGACCGAAGUGAACACAAACAAGGGUUCGUUUCCUGAAACCGAACAAGUACGCAAAUGCCCUCUAGGGAACGCCAAGUGGUGUCUCGAGUUCGAGGUUACCGCUACUUACGACAAUCGUGGAGGGAUUCUCGCUGACAAAAUCGGUUUUGGGAAAACGGCCACGUGCAUUGGUCUGUUGGCUAGCCAACGCGCGGCCGAUCGCGCACUUCUUCUUCGGGGAGCAUCUCUGGCUGCCGUGAAGUCUGAUCCGGACACAGAUUUCAAUCGAGCACAAUUUGUGUCUUCGACCUCAGCCUUCCCAUUGGAAAAAACCGAGGAAAGUAUCGACUUGGAAGGUACCGUUCUUGAUAAAACAUCCGCCUGCAGUGAUAGCGCAAAAAAUGAGAACGGCAAUAAGCAGAAGAUCGACAGGAAAUCAAAUCAAAAUAAGACGAAAGUAGACGCAGAGGACAACCUUCAUGUCGAUGAAGACUCUCUUUGUGAUGAAGAUGAAGGUGUGACGCACGCCGCGCCAGCCGCAAAGAGGCGCAGAGCUUCUGGCAGCAACGAGGAAAGGAAGAUAGUACUAGAGGCGACAAAUAACGCCACACCUACACAGAUUCAGAAAUCAUCGGCUUCUGCAAUGAAGACCUCAUCAUCUUACUCAUCUGGCGCGAGCGGGGUUCUUCCCCUGCCUAUGAAACGGGGACGUGCAGCAGCGACAGCGUCAAAAUUGAAAACCAUUUUUGAGGAGCAACAAACAGAAGAUGGGGAGGAGGUGGAGCAAAAUAGAAGCUCGUUUCCAUCGUCCGAUGCGCGCGGCAAGAAAAGGCAGGUACUGUCAUUUGAACAGCAGUGUCGCUUGUUGCAAAUGAACGACGUAGAUCGGGAGAGUCUUUUUCCUGCCCCGAAGACUACUUUAAUCUUAGUCCCCAGUCAUUUGAUUGACCAGUGGAGUACGGAGAUUGAAAAGUUCCUGCCAAAAAACGAUCUCAAAGUGCUCGUUUGUAAGAACAUUGCACCGCUAAAGCAGAGGACGGUUUACGAAUUGCAACAAUUUGACGUCAUUUUGGUCACUUACCGAGUGCUCUAUUCACCGGUGCAUCAGUCCCGCCUUUGUAGUCUGUCAGGCGCGCCGGGGGGUGACAGCAGGAAAAAAAAAGAGCAAAGCAAUGACGGCGAUGAGAGCACUUUGCAUUCCGCAAACAAAAGCGCAUCUGGGCGCGGCGGUGCAGGGAAUGAUGCGAAGAACAAAGAAUUUCUCGAUAGUUUCGACUUGCCCGCAUCGACUUCGUCGACUGCCGGCCUCUUGCUCGGAGCACGCGGAAACAAGGGAAAAAGGGCUGCACAAGCAGGGUCAAAGCAAGGCCGCGCAGCAGUAGAGCAGCAUCAAGAUUCGGUCGAACAACAUGCGAAUAUCACGACUUUACGCGAACGCACGCGGGAAUUCAUGCAGGCCAUGAGGCAACAACAAUCCUGCAGCAGGACCUCAUUUUCGGGCUCGAGGAAAAAAAAGUUUGAGGCGUGGGAAAUCAAGGCUGCAUCUAAGGUGAAAAGCGAUGUGCUAAUCGAAAUACCCAGUAUUAAUUCAGAUCGAGGAAAGGACAUCUGUGUUGAGCAACAGCAACAUGCGACUGCACUAAACAAAAAUCAACUGAAGAACAACAAGGGAGGAACCUCGAGUGGUAAACAUGAAGCCACUUCUACUACCAAAAAAAGGCAUCAAGAAGAAGAAGCAGAGGUGAUCUGGGAUGUGAUAGAAGAAAAGAGCAGCGAGCGCCUAUUACUUUUUCCUUUGUUGGAGCAAUUUUACUUCCGACGUAUCGUUUUCGACGAGUUUCAUGAGUUAGAGGCAUUUGGAGACAAACAAGUGUCUACCCUGCUAUCGCUGAAGGCCUACUCCAAAUUCGGGCUGACGGGGACGCCUCAAGUGGACAGUGUGCGGCAGGUGGCUGCCACGGCUUCUUUGUUUGGCGUCGACCUGUGCGGUGUCAGCCGGACGGAAGCCGACUACGCCGAUCGGCUGUGGCGCUUGGCGUGCAGCAACAGCGAAAAUGACCUGACAAAGGUGAUGCGGAAAGAAGACCGUCACCUUUAUCACAAUUAUGAUCCGUAUGAUGGUGGACGUCUUGAGGCCCAGCGUGCAUUUCAAAUCGCGAUUGCCACUACCUAUAACUACGCUGAGGAGCAAGAGGGUGCACAUCAUGAGCAGGGACAAACGAACACACGACCGGCGGUAUUCAGUUUAUACAAGAGAUAUUAUACCACAACUAGUACUUCUUGCAGCAUUUCAGAAAUUAUUAAGAUGAAGCCCCUCAUGGUCAUGAUCUCGUUGAUUUACAAGUCACGUAAUUACACCAGUAUCACAUACCUUUGGCAAUUGUCUUGUUUGUUUGUUUGUUUUGAUGCGCUCCGGGCGACGCGUACGAUCCCGCCGGACUUCUUUGUGCUCUGUGUGUGUAGUGCUAUGGUCGUCAUUGCGAUCGACUAUGGUAUGUCUGGUCGCCACAGUCCCCGCCAGCUGCGGCUUUUGUGGCAUGCCAGGCGCGGCGUGCUGCAGGCGGCGGCGACUGCGCGUAGGUAGCGCCUGGCGGUGAGGCACUACUUCCGAAACCAAUGAUUUUAGUUUUACAAUAUAUAUUAUGAAAAAUAUGAAUAUCUCUUCAACAUGUGACGAGUCCAAAAAAAUGCAUUAUACUGAAUAACAUAAAAAUAAACAGCAUGCUAUUCCUAUUGCUAACAAUCUCGUAACAUAUCGAUCUCUUCGACGAGAAUCUAUUUUAGUCUAGCGUGGUUCAUUAUACAUAGUAGAAAAUAUACUACUUGAAGAGAUAUGGAGCCUCCCGAUGAACCUCGAAUUCAGUUGCAUCAUCUGGUUUUUAACCUGUCGACAAAGGGAAUCAUUUGUUGAAUCUGAAUCCUAUAAAAUGUUUUUAACAGCGGUUGAAGCCAAUGUCCGAGUGGAUUUGCAAUUGUUGCUUGGAGCCUGCGUUCGAAGGCACGAGUGACCCUCGCUCGUUGGCAAUGGAUCCGGGGAAAGGUGGGAAAGAGAGUCUUAGCCCAUCGACGAAGGUCGAUUUUAUCUGCCAGCAUUGUGGGACCCACAAUCACACACCGGAUCUCUUCAUCAACCUUAAUGGAUCUCCGGAGAAAGAGAGGUCGGGCGCGAGGGACAGCGCCAGUAGGCGUGGCGGAGCGCCUGAUCGAACAACGACUACUGGCGGCGCAGCAACUAGCAGUACAGGAGGCCUCACUGCAGCUGGAGCAGCAUCGGCGCCACCCUUUGCAGGGACAAGCGCCCCUCGAGGACUCUUCGAGGAACUGGUAGGCGAGGCGGACGGGGAGGAGGACAGAAGGCUAGGCCGCAUUCUCGACGCCGUGGAUGGCAUUCGGGAGGCUGACGAGCGCAGACGUCAGCGCCAAAUUUUCAAUCGUGUUCGCUACGACGAAUACGGGUACCGACGUAGAGACUAUUCAUUCAAUUCUUCGGAGGGUGAGUUAUCGUACUCCGACGAUUACGACAGCUUUGACGACCAUGUUGAUGACUACUUCGACGCAGCUUCCUCCGAUUCUCGCUCAUAUGGCGGCGCUAGCUUCUCUACUCCCCAUCGGCUAGAAGAGGAUCCGCUUGCCACCCCACGAGGCCUGCGCGGAAGCGCCUUGCGUCGGUUUGUUCAAGCGGAUCCACGCAUGCAAUAUGUGAAGAUGUUGCGGCAAAUGAACCUCGCUGAAGAGCCGGAGAAGUACUACCGCCUGGUGAGCAAAAAGGCAAUGGCUCGCCAAAGACUCGACUACUUACGCUUAUGCCACCCCUGGGAUCGGUCCAAGAUCUUCCGCCAGAACUGCGAGAACUUCUUGCGCCUCUUCGUGAGGCAGAACAGCGCUGUGACCGACGCAGAUAAGAUUGAAACCAAAGAGCACUGGAUUGCAGUUUCACAUACAGCCGAAGAGCGCGCCAUUUAUUUGUCCCAAGCGAACUCACUGAACUAUACGAGUAGCAUUGCAAGUGACGCAACGACCGCUAGUAUGAUGUCAACGACGCCUCUCCCCUCUUCUUCUUCAUCAUCCUCAGCGGCUCUGGGUAACAACGGCGCAGCAAGUUCGUCGUCCACCAGCAACGCUGCGAGACCUCUCGUUGGUGGGAGUGCGAGAAACGGCACGAUGUUGUGUCUUCCCGGGGGAGGAUGGAGCAACAAACUAGCUAUUGCGGGUCCGGCGCCCUUAUCCGCUUCGGACUUGGAUAAGAGGGCGCGCCUGUUGCAGCUGUGCUCGCACUUCACACUCGGCGACUACAACAGCCACGCAGAUACGAACUCGGAAUGCUCCCGUAUUUUCGACAAGAAGAAGGCCGCGGUUAAGGUUGCCCUCAAGACUUUCCGUGCAACAUGCCGAAAGCUCGCAGUUAUUAUGGCCGUGUAUCGUGAUGACGAAACGCAACGCAAGCAGGCCUUCAAACCUGCGUUGGAUCUUAUGGAGGAAGUUACGCGAAAUUACGUUCCGUCCACAAAUGCAUCCUCCUCUGGCCCAGCAAUGGAUGUUAUUAUGGACGAAGAUGACGACGUCCACGUCGUCAAGAACUUGCAACAGGCGAACGACGAAGCUACAACAGCUGAAGGUUCUACUACUACUACUACCACUACUACUACCACUACUAUUACGACUACUAGUACUGCAGUCACAACAGCAGGCGCCGGCAAGAGCAACAGGAGCGCCAGUGCUUCCAUGAAGAAAACUUCGAUGAAAACUGCAGCUUCAUCUUCCUCCAAGCACGCGGCUGCUGCAGCCAGCGGUGCUGCUGCAGCAGCCUUGAAUAAAUCUGGAGCUGCAAAUAAUAAGGAGCAGUCUGAUGCCGCGGCGAAAUUGGACGACGACUUCUGUGCUGACUUUCAAAAGCAGAUCCUUGCAAUGCAGAGGAUCUGUGAACAGACAGAGCGCGUCUUGUCGCGUGAGACUGCGAUGAAAGCUUUUUCUGGUCAACAAUCUGAAGGAGAUCAUCAUCAACACGACUCGAGCUCCGCCUUUAGCGAUCACAGCUUUAUGUCGUCAUCGAUGAGAUCUGCAGGAGAUCUUGAGGCUUGGAGCAGGGUACUAAAAUUUCUUUUUCCGACGUCCGCGCAGCUGGAUAGAAUCGAAAAAGAAAGAGCAAAUCUUCAGAACCAAAACGAGGCUGGAACGACUGGCUUGCCAUCUUCUACAACUCGUGGCAGGGGUGCAGGUUCGACAGGAGCGUCAGCUUCCGCUAACAAAAAGGGAACAGGAAAGAAGGAUCAGCAGAAAAAUAAAGAUGCUAGUACUUCCGAUAUUCUAGCAGUUUGCGCUUUGGCGAUGUACACAGCUACCGCAAAAUCCCAAGCCGCACGUGAUGGUCCGUCACCCGCGAGUAGCAAAUCGUCGAACAAUACGAAUAAGACCUCCUCUUCUCAACAUGGUGCGUAUCUCCGCUUUGUGGAACCGAAAGAAGUUGUUGAAAAGUCGCACAAGUCUUAUCCAGAAUACCAAGCAACAACGCUUCAAAUGCAGCACUUGACGAAGGUGAAAGAUCAAAUACUUUCGCUUUUCAUGCAGGAUUUCAACGCCUUGCGCGAAGCCUCGAACGUCUUCGCUUUUUUCAAAAAGACCCUAAAAAUCUUUGGCAAAGGAUCCGAAUCGCCAGAUGGUACUAUCAGGAUACUGCUACAUGAUUACUUUAAAGUAAGUACGUAAACCUAGAACUGCAACAUGCACAUGGUGGACUCCGACUCGUCAACCUUUCAGUUUGUUUUUUCUGAAUAUAUCAUACAUAUAUCUACUAACUUGUUACAACCCAAAAAUUCCAGAUCGCAAGUGCGUGCUCUGUAUGGAGGAAGACUUGCCUGUGUCGAAUUUGUCUAUUACGUCUUGCGGUCACGUUUUUUGUGUGGAGUGUAUUCAUCAGCAAAUGCGCGCGAAUCAUAACAAGUGUGGUCUCUGCAGGAAGCCUCUGCGCGACAAAGAUAUCUAUUCUCUCGCCCUGGAGAUGAGAUCUGCUGGGGUAAAGAUUGAUGCGCGCUCGGAACAGCAGAAGACGGAUAACCUUCGGGAAGAGCUAGGAGGUACUAACCCGCACAAUGGAUGGAUCACUUCUAACUUCGUUUCCGUAAAUAUGUUUGACGAGAAUUUUUGAAUAGACUUGAUGAGAUAAUUUCAAACCUCCAAAUUUUUAUCACUCAGGUGACAAAAGCUUUGAAAUCAAGUACGACAAUGCAUUGAUUCCGGAAGAUAUCAGGGAUCCUGAGGCAUACGCUGAGUACGGAUCAAAGAUUCAAUCGAUUUGUCAAGUCUUGCUCCACAUAGAUCGAGAGGAGCCUGGUGCGAAAGUGAUUCUUUUCUGCCAAUGGAAAAAUCUGAUGUGCAAAAUUGCCAAUUGCUUGACCAAAUACGGUUUCCGCUAUUCGACGUUGACGGGAGGUGCAGUCACGCAAAACAAGAAGCUCUCCGAGUUUAAGGUAUUACUUUGCUUUAUAGUUGUUGAUUGCAAGCGGAACCGGGCUCCAAGGGCGCUCACUUGAGACGUCUAAAUGAUGAUGCUGAUCUUUAUGUCUUGAUCUUGAUGUCUAGUUGUAGUUCUUACUUGUGUAAUUAACGCCACGCCCACGUGAACGUUCAACAAAAAAUAAAUCAUGAUGUAACUCAAUUUUGAAAAGAAGAACAUCCACAUUGCUUUUGUGCAAUUAUGCGAACAUUUUGACUCACAGGACCCCUCGGGCAUGGUGAAUGUAUUGCUUCUUUCGCUCGAGACGGCCGCUGCUGGCACCAAUCUGGCCGAGUGCUGUCAUCAUUGCUUGCUUGUGCACCCGAUGAACGCAACCACCUUGGAUAAAGCUGUAAGCUUCGAACUCCAGGCAAUUGGCCGCAUUCGGCGUUACGGACAGAAAGCGUCAGCUAUUCACGUAUGGCGAUUUCUCACGCUAGGGACGGUGGAGGAGGACGUUGUCCGAGAACACGGCCUUGCAAUCAAGCAGCGGGAACAAAGUAAACGUGCUUUGCUCGAUUCCAAGAAGCCUCGUGCUGUUGAAUUUGAUUCCCUGUAGUGAUCUUGAUGAUGCAGCCAAAUCUAUAACUAUGAUGACCCAAUUUAUUAAGUCGUGCGCUUCUGCUUCAUCCCAUUAUUCCCGAUGUAUUGUUUUUUCUUGAUUAAAUUCUUGUUUUCUUCACCUUCACGACUUCCUUGGUGAAGAAGAAAAAGACCAAGCGAGAAACAACAAGAGUAAGUAAGAUGAGAUAAAGAUAUCGAGUGUUUGCUUAUUUCUUACUGUGUCUUCCCAUGAUGCGACUGGGGCACCUAGUCCUAGAUAACGCACAAAGUCCUUAUAUACAAGUAGCAUGGGGAAGGUUUUCAUACUUAAAUAUCAUCCUUUUUCAGGAACAUUAUGAUCCUCAAAUGAAUUUGUGAAAGUGUUGUUCUUUUUUUUCGUUAAUCAUGAUCUUGAGCAACCAAUCGCUAACGAUCACCAUAAGUCAAAGUCCUCGUAUUAUUUUCCGCUCUUACUUUUCCCUAGCACGACUACCCAAGAACAACAGAAUAUAUUCUAUGGUCUCACUGAACCUGAAGUAAAACGUUGUUCUUCACAAAAAAUUUGUAGGGAGAUAAGUCAGGUUUCAAUCAUGAUCUUGACAGAUUUCACGACUUUCGCCUUAAUUUGUACGUGCGCGAUAUGCUUGCCGCGCAAACAUGAAACGCUAUUGUUGUUGUGAAUAUUGCUGAGGAACGACCCGCCUGCCCUCUCCUGUAGAGCACAGGCAUCGUGAUGUGCCGGAUUAUGGCUGUCGCGCUGAUUGCGCUCGAU